This is a messenger RNA of Frankliniella occidentalis (western flower thrips), 4308 nucleotides long. RefSeq names its product hemicentin-2-like. The transcript is spliced from 15 exons. NCBI's taxonomy places the organism in Eukaryota, Metazoa, Arthropoda, Insecta, Thysanoptera, Thripidae. The coding region runs from base 360 to 3191 and encodes 943 amino acids. The record is from RefSeq and is a predicted model, not a curated record.
GAGGCGCCGGUCCAACGCGUCGUUGCGCCGCUGCCGUGCCGCCGCGCCCCCGCGGCCUCUCGCGUCGUGUUCGCUCUCGCCACCCUCUCGUCCCCCUCUCGCGUCCUCGCCGUCGUCGGCGCCGAGGUGCGCGCCAACGCGUUGCCGGGUCACGCAGUGUGGCUGUGCGCGCGCGCGCGCGCGUGUGUGUGUAGGUGAAGUUGCGCUCCUAGCUUCGGCAGCCGACCCGCGAGUGUGAGUGCAGCAGGAUAGUGCAGCUCCACCCGACCAACUUACAGUGAAGCGGCGUCGUGCAUCGGAUGGGGCGCUUGGAGGCGGCGCGCCGCGUCGCGAUGCGGUGACACGACGCGGACCGCACCAUGGCCGCCGACCUCCGCCGCGGGGGCCGCCCGGGGGGCCCCUGGGGGGCGCCGGCGCUGGCGCUGCUGCUCCUGCCGCUGCUGCUGCUGCCGCCGCUGCCGCAGCGCGCCGUCCUCGCCGCCAACUGGGACCGCGGAGAUGAUGAUCAAGUGCAAAUGGUGAACGUGGAAGCGGUGCUGGGCCACCGGGCCACCCUGCCCUGCGACAUCUCGGCCAACCGCACCGACGACCGCGUCCAGAUGGUCAUGUGGUUCCAGGUCCUCGCCAGCAAGCCGCUCUUCACGUUCGACGUGCGCGGCCGCACCUUCGAGGAGGCCCUCACCUGGUCGGACGCCAAGGCGCUCGGGCCGCGCGCGCACUUCUCGGCCGCGUCGCGCCCCGCCGCGCUCACCGUCGACGGCGUGGUGCUGGACGACGCGGGCGUCUACCGCUGCCGCGCCGACUUCUCCAACUCGGCCACGAGGAACAGCCGGGUCAACCUCACCGUCAUAGUUCCGCCGCACUCGCUCAACGUGUACGACAUCUCUGGGAAGAAAGUCAACUCCUCGAUCGGACCGCUCCUCGAGGGCGACAAUAUGGUGCUCAAGUGUGAAGUCAGAGGAGGCCGACCCGAGCCCACCGUCUCCUGGUUCGCCAACGGCCGCCUGCUGGACGGGGCCGUGGACGACGGCACGCCAAAGGUGAUCGUCAACCGGCUGGACGUGUCCCGGGUGACCCGGGAGCACCUCAACACGACGUACCGCUGCCAGGCGUCCAACACGCGCCUCGUCGACCCCAAGCACCACGACGUGCGCCUCGACCUGAGACUGAAGCCGCUGUCCGUGCGGCUGCACCCGCGGCCGCUGCAGCUGCCCGCGGACGAGGAGGCGCGCUUCGAGUGCCUGACGCUGGGCAGCCGGCCGCAGGCCGUGGUCACGUGGUGGAAGACGCGCCGCGGCGGCCUGGAGGAGCACCACUUCGGCGCGCCGCACGUCGACACCCGCGACAACGACACGAUGGCCUGGUCGCGGCUCACCUUUAGACCCAAGGCCGCCGACGACGGCGCGACGAUCCGCUGCCACGCCGACAACCCGCACCUAGACGGGUCGGGCAUCGAGGACAGCUUCACCCUCAACGUCGUGCAUCCGCCGGUGGUCGAGCUGCGCCUGGGCGACACACUCAACCCGGGUAACAUCAAGGAGGGCGACGACGUGUACUUCGAGUGCAGCAUUCGCUCCAACCCGCCCAAGCACCGCAUCGCCUGGUUCCACAACGGCCAGCCGGUGACGCACAACCUGUCCCAGGGCGUGAUCCUGUCUUCCAAGUCGCUGGUGCUGCAGCGGGUGACGCGGCGCCAGGCGGGUGGCUACACGUGCCACGCGUCCAACGAGCGCGGCAACACCACCAGCCGGCCCGUGCACCUGCGCGUCAAGUUCGCCCCGGUGUGCAAGACAGACGGCGUGGUGGUGGUGGGCGCCGCGCUGCAGGAGCACCUCCGCGUCCGCUGCCGGGUGGCGGCCGACCCCGCGGACGCCGUCACGUUCUUCUGGCAGUUCAACAACAGCGGCAACACGUACGACGUGCAGGAGUCGCGCCCGGGGCCCAUGACGGCCGACCUCGAGUACACGGCGCUGUCGGAGCGGGACUACGGCACCCUGGCCUGCUGGGCCUCCAACGAGGUCGGGCGCCAGCAGGAGCCCUGCAUGUUCCGGGUCGUGCAAGCCAGCCCGCCCGGCUCGGUGACCAACUGCUCGGUGGUAGUGAGCGGGCAGACGGGCCGCCUGGACGUGGGCUGCCUGCCGGGCCACCCGGGUGGCCUGCCGCAGUGGUUCUCGCUCAUCCUGCUGGAGCCGCGCUCGGGCCGCGUGCUCUUCAACUCCACGACGGGCGAGGUGGACGCGGAGCCCACGUGGUCGCUGGACCCCAGCAUCCUGGCGGGGCGCGGCCAGGGCGGCCGAGGCCCCGUGUCGCUCGUGGUGCGCGCGCACAACCUCAAGGGCCACAGCGCGCCCGCCGUGCUCGACGACAAGCUGACGCGGGCCGGCCUCAACCGCGACCAGCUGCCGGAGCUCAUCCUGGGCGGGGGCAGCUCCGGGCUGGUGGGGGUCGCCGCCGUGGUGCUGGGCGUGCUGCUGCCGCUCGGGCUGGUGGCGCUGGCCGUCGUGGUGCUCGUGGUGCGGCGGCGCAACGCGCUCGGCGGCGCCCUGGGCCUUCACAACGGCCACCUGGACAAGGUGGGCCACGGCCACAACGGCGCGGGGCUCGCCGGCCACCCGGGCCACCCGGGCCACCCCGGCGUCAAGCACAAGGGCGGCCCGCCGCCCGGCAGGAGGAACUCUUCGCUCGAGAUCAACGACGGCGACCAGCGCUACGUCGUGUCGUACACGCUCAAGUCGCAGUCUGACGGCAAGCAGCAGCUGCGGCCGGACAUCCUCAACACUCCGAGAGCCGUGGGCGCGGAGCCGCAUCCUUCGCGGCCGGACUCGCUGUUCUCGGACGCGGGCACGGGGGCCGUGCUGGCGGAGGGUCACGGCCUGGCGGCUGGCACGCUGGGCAGAAGGACGCUUUCGCCGACUUCCCCGGCCGCCGGUGGGCUCUCGCCUCGGCUCUCGCCCGGGCUGAUGGGCCGCACGCCGUCCCCGCCGGAGCGAACGCCGCCGCCCGCGCCGUACCAGCCGGGCUCUCUGGGAGGCUCUCUGGGAGGCCCUCUCGGAGGCUCUCUGGGAGGCCCUCUCGGAGGCCCUCUGGGAGGCCCUCUAGGGGCGCCACACCAAACCUUGAACGGCUCGUUGCGACGGAACAAGGGCCUGUUCAUCGCCACCAACAUUCCUGGACCCGAGAGCUGUGUCUGAACGUGUGUAGGCAAGGACUAACGGACUCUACUAGGGCAGAACUUUUGCCUAGCUCCAUAUCACACCAGAAACAAAAUAUAAAGAUAUCCCACGGUGUCAGCGUAGCAUUUCUACUCUGUUAGAUGCGCCUCCCAUGCAGUGCGUAACGCCAAGUUGUGGGCUCUAAGGUUGUGAACUUCCUAGUCAGUAACGGUAUUUUUUUUAUAAUUAUGUUUAAGGUGCUUAGGUAGCUUUUAUUUUUAACAAUGAACCUGUAUUUUGUUGGAAGCUCUGGAAAGAGAAACAGUUUGUAAACAUUGUUUUUAUCAUUCGCGUUAAUUCGGGGUUCCGCUUCUGUUUACGCAGAUAUGUUCUCUUUCAAAAAUGUAAGUCAAUCGUGCAUUUGUUGCAAAGGCGAAAAUGACAAUUCAACAAUUUUAUGGUGCCUCCGAAAAUAACCAAAAGCAGAAUCAGGAGAAAAAUAAAUUAUCUUUCCAGAGGUCAAUAAUGUACUGUGCAUGUAGUUUUCACCAAAUCUGAGGCCGUGUUCGGUUGUGUCUUCCAUUAGAACACUCAUCAACUCUAUCAAACAAAGAGCGAAGCCCAACUUGGGCGUGGUGAAUAUGGCAGUUUAUAGUCAAAACAUCUUUUCAGAGUGAAAUGAGACUUUAGAUGAAUCUUUUUUCCAUUACCAUACCGGAUGUAUCAGCGCGGACGCCGCUGAUGCGGGAUUGCAUACCCUUGCGAGCCGUAGGCGCAAUGGCGCCUUACAGGCAGAGCGAGCUAGUAGGCAAACCCGCGUCCGCCCUGAUAAACCCGCUACAGGAUCUUCACACGAUCAGAACUUCCAUUCUCUGCCGAGAUGCGAAUGUAGUUCUGCUACUAAGUUGUAAAAUCACAUUGACUGGCCAUCGAUUAUGGAGAUAUCUGAUGAGCUCGCUAUGUUCACCCCCCUAAAAAGGCACACGCACAAAUUUGUAGAUUCUUUUUACACAGAUAAACUUAAAAAAAUGAAAGUAGCAAAUGAUAAUUUUAUAACAACUCGUCUAACUGUAAGAAAAUAUGCUGCCAAGUAAGAAUAUUGUAAACCGCGUUUUCUUGUAACAAAGGGACUGAAAUAAAGAAUAUUGAAUUCUAA